AGCCGGUUCAACAGAGUACCUUUACAAGUAUUUCAACACUUAGACUACAACAGCGUGAUUCCUAUUUUUGUCGAGGAUGCUGUGCCUGACGCGUCGUGCGCUUCUCCAGCGUUCUCGCACCGGGCUGGAGAAGUUCCAGAGCCACAGCAGUGGCGCCACGCCCGGUGUCGACAGCUCCAUGUCGGGCAAAAUCAAGACGGAGAUGAAGAAAAUGCUCAAGAUCCAGCUCUUUCUCAUCCCGAUCUGCGUCAUCGUGAUGGUGUUCAUGUUCCCCACGCCGUCCGAGGCGGAGGAGCGGCGGAUGCGUGAAGAGUACGAGCGCAAUGCGGGCUGGAAGACAUAA
Leptomonas pyrrhocoris is the source of this 343-nucleotide messenger RNA. RefSeq lists its product as hypothetical. The record is from RefSeq and is a predicted model, not a curated record. Lineage: Eukaryota; Euglenozoa; Kinetoplastea; Trypanosomatida; Trypanosomatidae. The coding region runs from base 77 to 343 and encodes 88 amino acids. The transcript has a single exon.